ACUGUGGACUUGUUUGAGAUGAUUGAAAAAAUGCAGGGCAGUCGUCUGGAUGAACAAAGAUGUUCUCUUCCAGCUCCUUUGAAGACAGAAGAGGAGUAUAUACCUUACCCCAGCAUCCACGAAGUAUUACAGAAAGGAUGGCCAUAUCCUCUCAUUAUCUUACCCCAGUUUGGGGGCUACUGGAUUGAAGGGACCAGCCACAACCUCUCCAGCUUGAGUCCAACUCUGUCAGAUGUACCCUUUCCCUGGAGUGGUAAAGUGAAACUGGAGAGUGACCCUACAGCCAACCUGUACCGCAGACAUUUCCUGGGGAAGGAGCACCAGAACUUUUACUCCAGUGACAUGUCCUUGGGCUACCUGAUACUUUCUGUGAAGUAUGAACUGAUUGAGAAACAGGAAAAUCUACGCCUGUUGCUGAGGACUCGGACUGGUACCAAACAUGACCUGAUCCCCAUUUCCUGUCUGAAUGAGUUUCCCAAUGCUGUCCAGAUGGCAAAGCUACUGUGUGAGGAUGUGAAUGUUGAACGCUUCUUUCCUGUCCUCUACCCCAAGGCUUCACAGCUUAUUGUUGCAUUUGAUGAACACGUCAUAAGCAAUAACUUCAAAUUCGGGGUCAUCUACCAGAAACCUGGACAGACAACUGAAGAAGAAGUCUUCAGUAACGUAGAAGAAAGUCUGGGUUUCCUGGAGUUUCUGGAUUUCCUUGGUGACAAGAUUCAGCUGCAAGAUUUCCGUGGGUUCCGGGGAGGCUUGGAUGUCACUAGAGGUCAAACGGGCACUGAGUCGGUCUAUACAAAUUUCCGGGGCAAGGAGAUCAUGUUUCAUGUGUCUACAAAGCUGCCCUUCACAGAGGGAGAUUCCCAACAGCUUCAGCGGAAACGUCACAUUGGGAAUGACAUAGUAGCCAUCAUCUUCCAGGAUGAAAGCACACCUUUUGUCCCUGAUAUGAUUGCUUCUAAUUUCCUACAUGCUUAUGUUGUAGUUCAACUCACUCAUGGCACCACAGGAGACACUUUCUACAAGGUUUCAGUCACAGCCAGAGAUGAUGUCCCCUUUUUUGGACCCCCUCUGCCAAAUCCAGCCAUAUUUAGAAAGAGUGCAGAGUUCCGUGAAUUCCUCCUGGUCAAGCUCAUCAAUGCUGAGUACAGCUGCUAUCGAGCUGAGAAAUUUGCUAAAUUAGAGGAAAGAACCCGGAGUGCCCUUUUGGAGAGCCUUUUUGAGGAGCUGCAGCUUCGCAGCCGCAGUAUGAUGGGAUUGCCUGUAGGGGAGGAUGACAAGAUGGAGAACGGCAGCGGAGGCUUCCUUGAGAAUUUCAAGCGGGUGAUCAGAGGCCGCAGCCAGAGCCUGGAUACCAUGGGGAUAUCCAUGAGAAAGCAGCAGCCGCCCGCCUUGCCCAGCCGCCUGGCUGCAGCCAGCCUUGCCCUCAGCCAGAGCGUCGCCGAGGGCCCCAAGGCCAUCGCUGCGUCUUUUGCCUUGCCUGGCAGGAGCCCAUCACGUACUCGAGGCAGCCGCUUCCAUGGGCGACGGAGCAGUGCCAUUGGCAUUGAGAACAUACAGGAGGAGAAAAGAGACACUGCAGAGAGGAUACAGAGGGUGCUGGACAGUCCAGGAACUUUGUUUGACCUGAAGUCUGAUGGAUCAUCUAGUCCUAGCUCCCCAGAGUUUCCCAGCAGGAAGAGCAAAAUUAUCAGGAGUCAGACCUCAGGUUAAUGUGUGAUGCAGCCAUUCUCAUAUUCUUCAUCCAGUGUAAGCAGUUGUUGUAGUGGUUUGAGGGAAAAUGAAACAUCUGAGGAAGAGGAGAAUGACAGGGAGCUGAUGUGCUCUCUCAAGGGCCUUCCAAAACAGGAUUCAGUGGUUCAGAGUAUGUGGCUGGAUGACAGUGACUGCACACUCAGUACUUCCAGCUUGCCAGGAAGCAGGUUGCUUCCUUUCAGCAGUGUAGCUGGCUCCACUGGAAAAGGAAAAGGCAGCAAAGCAGAUGCUCAGCACCAUAAUCCAGCCUCUGUUUUGUGCUGUGUGCAAGGUCACUGA
This is a messenger RNA of Chaetura pelagica (chimney swift), 2031 nucleotides long. RefSeq names its product rap1 GTPase-activating protein 1-like. The record is from RefSeq and is a predicted model, not a curated record. Lineage: Eukaryota; Metazoa; Chordata; Aves; Apodiformes; Apodidae. Gene Ontology annotation, cellular component: cytoplasm. Gene Ontology annotation, molecular function: GTPase activator activity. The transcript is spliced from 21 exons. Gene Ontology annotation, biological process: activation of GTPase activity; regulation of small GTPase mediated signal transduction.